This is a messenger RNA of Xyrichtys novacula (pearly razorfish), 9882 nucleotides long. The record is from the annotation of a GenBank genome assembly. NCBI's taxonomy places the organism in Eukaryota, Metazoa, Chordata, Actinopteri, Labriformes, Labridae.
AUGGCGCUGGAGAACUCCGUCUUCCCUUCGCGCCCGGAUUCCCUCUCUCUCCCCGUGGACGGGAAGGGGGAAGGUGAAGAUGUGGAGGUGGGUACCGAGGCCACCACCGCCUCCACCGGGGUGUUUAACCUAUCGGAGGAGCUGGGCCACGUUGUCACCACGGAGACAGCGCCGUCCCCGCCGGUCGUGGCCAAGGGCAACAGGUCAUUCCAGUCCAAGAUGGCAGAGCGGGAGGCCACAGCGAACCAGCAGAGGAAGAAGACUCAGCCGGAGAAGGAGAGGGGCCGAUUCGGUUGGGGUGAGUGUUCAAAAAUGUAAGAUGUGCUCGUUUCUUCAGACCGUGAGGAUCUGAAUGAAGGCUGCGGGUUCAUCAUUAAUGAGCCUUUAUCUUCUCCAGAGACCAGGAGCUAUUGACCCGCUCCUCAGCCUUGGUUUUCUCCCUCUCUCCCCUCUCUCUCUCUCUCUCUCUCUCUCUCUCUUCACACAAACACUGGAGACAGACUGAACAUGUGCACCUCCUCCCUGUCUCCAUCCCUCCUGCUAUAGUUGUGAAGCACCCUGCUGCAGAGCUCCUACCUCAGCAGCUCUCACAGAUUUUUUAUUUUUUCCAUUCGGCUCCUCCAGGUAGAUCAUGUUUGCUCCCCUGACUUCACUUUUCAUCUGUGUGGAAAAAAACAAACAGACCAUAAAACCUCAAAGAUGGUGAAUUUGAGGAAAGAGCAGUUUGUCCAGAGUGACAGAGUAGUUUAACUCCACCUCCUCGAAGAGCAGAGACUCCUUAUGCUUCUGAUGAUCAACUUUACAGAAAUACCUGCCUGUAUGCAUGAUAAAUACCAGGAUUACUGUACCUUACUAGUGCAGGCGCCCAUGAUGUUUACUUUAAACAACACAAAUCACAGCUAUUUUAAAACCUGAGAAAACUGAGACCACUGCGGCGUACACAGGCUGAGCUCUUUUAAAUGCCAACAUCGUGCUGCAGAUAUGGCGUAUCCACCUUAUUUGUGGCGACGGGAGAUGAGAGAAAUGGCGAAUAUUGAACAUGUCUUCUACUGUGGCUGAUGUCCACCUGUCACUGCCACUCCACAGUCAAACCCUCCUCCAGUGUUAGGGUCUGCACUGACCCGUUUUUGGUUUUAAAUCACCACUUAAAUUAGCUUUUUUGCAUCAAGACUUUUUGACUUGUCAGGAACCUCGAUUUCAACAAAACAGAAAUAAGAAAAUCAAAUUUACUAAAUUAUAAAAUGCUCUUAUUAAAAUUAUGGCACUUGUGUUAGGGUCGCUGUUGACCCGGUUAGAUCAAUAUCUAAUUAUUAAAGCAAAAAUUGAAAUCAUAAGUGCACUGUCAGGCACCACACUGACAGUCAGAUACUCUCACAAUCAUGUGAGAUUUAGGAAAUUCUCAUUUUGCCUGAUUUUUCCUGCACGAAAAACGUCAGCCAUGUCCAGACAUAUGAGAUCAAUUCAGUAUAGAUGUCUGUAUGAGGGGUAUACUGAGAAAGAAAGGUCCAGAGGCCCACAACAAAAAAUAUUAUAAGCAAUUUUUUCAUGGAUAAUGAAGCCUAACAAGGUCACGUAGAGAUGAGAACCAAAUUGGUUGAUAGAGAAGUGUUCUUAGUGUAAUUUACAGCUGAUUUAAGACACUAUUUAACAUAGUGGGUGCGUAGUAAAAGCUAACACAGGAGGAAGGAUAAGCAAUGGGUUAAGAUCGACACUGUGAUAGUAAUUCUUUCAUUACGACAAACAAAAAAAAAAACAUUCACUCUAGUCUAGAAGGAGACAUUCCAGUUUCUGCUGCCAUGCCUGUACAGGUAGGUUAAGUCGAAUAUAUGCCACAGUUUGUUUUCUUGAGAGGUCUAGGAAGAAUUAUUUGGUUUCCAAAAACAGAGAUAAACGAUUUUUCCCAGUUUCUGAAAUCAGGGUUCCCGCGCAAGCAUGGAAAGUAUGGAAGUAAUUCGAUCAAUUUCCAGGUCUUAAAAAGUUUGGUAAAAGAAAGUAGUAGUAGAAGUAUUUAUGUUAACAGGCUUUAUUACCACAGUUAUAAAAUACUGUUUUCUAAAAUAGAAAAGUACGUUUUCCAAAAAUAAUUUAAAAAGUAGGAUAUGGAGAAGUAUGGAAAUUCCAACUGUGUAAGACACCUUUUAAAUUUGGAAAUGUUCACGUGCACAAACAGAAAAACAGGAUCAAAACCAGGAAACUGACGCCUCUGCAAACACGCUCAGUAUGACGACGCCUGCCGAUGAGCACUAUCUGAUACCAGGGCUGGUGUAGCACGCAGGUAUUGAUGAUGAUUGUCUUUAAAAACAAUGAAAUAUCGACGUACUAAAAAAAAGUAUGUGCUGACACCGACUUCACAGUCGUGCUUAUUCACACCGUCAUAAAACAAAGGAUGAAGAAGAAGAAGAAGAAGAAGAAGAAGAAGCUGCUGAGGGUCAGUUAGCUGUACCAUCCCUCACAGAGAUAAAUUUCAAAAUAAAGGCUUAGUUUGACCAUGCAGGGAUUAAUGCAACCCAAAUGCAAGACAGGAAAAUGUCAAAAUAAAAGCAUGUAAAGAAACUCUCCCCACAAAAAAACAAAGAUCUGCAGCAGCCUUACAGGUGUACACUAACUAAAGUUCAGUAUUGUAGUUUUUCUCCUCCGAGUGUUUGAUGACGCCGUCCUGUCGCUCUUCAUCUCCUCUCUCUUCCUCACCUGUCUGUUCUCGUUCCUCUUAUCCCUCCUCUCCUUUCCUCUGAGCCUCACGGCGUCUCUCUGAGCGCUUCUGUCCCCUGGCACCUUCCUCUGUUUACUUUCCGAUCUCUCGCUGCGCCUUCAUUCAACUCGCAGUCUUGAGUCGUAUCUUCAAACGGCAGAACUUUUCAGAAAUGUAGAAAGGAAGCUUUGUGCUGGUUGUGUUUUUUGAAGUUUUCCUUUUGAAAGGAUUUCUCAGAACCAAAGGUUACGGGCCUGGGACAUCUGCAGAAAAACACCUGAAAUCUUGCUGCGGGUGUUUCCCACAAGGGCAAAAUGUCGCAUUUUUAGCUUUAGGCGUAUAUUUCUGUCUUCCUGACCAUCACCCUGUUUCUCCUCCAGCCCGGGCUCGGCGUAAGAGGCAGCGCUACGUGGAGAAGAACGGUCGCUGCAACGUUCAACACGGUAACAUGAGGGAGACUUACCGCUACCUGACCGACAUCUUCACCACGCUGGUGGACCUCAACUGGCGCUGCUCGCUCUUUGUCUUCGUCAUGGCCUACGCCGUCACAUGGCUCUUCUUCGGGGCCAUCUGGUACCUCAUAGCCUACUGCAGGUGAGAUCGCUGAGGACAAGUUUAUAUAUGUAACAGAGCUGAUUUCCAUUAUUCCACAGGGGGCGCCAAAUUCAACACAGAAAUGUUUGAAUUUGACAAACCACCCAUGUCUGGACGGUAUAUAUGAAAUAGUCUAUAGUACAUGGUUCCUAGUCUACCACAUGGUUCCUGAUGAUCCCCACGCUCUUAUACAUGAGGACGGAUGGGGAGUGAGGUUAUCGAGUGGGCAUUUUCCCAUCACUGUCUGAUUUACACUUCUGAGUCAUGUAGCAUCUAGGUUUGUGAAGCCCUGUACUUUUGCACAAGUUUAAACACAUAGCACUUCCUUAAAUAUGUGGUUACUAUGCAGACCACAUACUUGGUGAUCGCAUUUCCUGCAUUUCUACAUUUCCAGAAAUGCAGUUGGUCCAUCUGUAUGUUGUUCAAAAGAUGCAUGUAAUGGAUGCAAGGUAGUUAAGAAAACUUGUACAGAAGAAGAACAGAGGACUAAGGCUGUGUUCCAGUUACCUCGGAAGUCGGGGCUGGGAGUGAUGUUGACAGCGUUCCUGUAAACAAGUCGGAAACCGAAUCACUUGAGGAAGUGAUUUGGUUCAGUACGUUCACUUAAAAGAUUCUGUUCUUUUGAACGAAUCAUUUGCGAACGACCCAACACUAUCGUCGGUAAGCUGGCAUCAGUUGAGAGUUGGUGUUUGAGGGUCAAACAACCCACACCCACUCCACUCUCGCAGGUUUUGGACAGCACUCGAUGCAGUGAACACUUCACGUGAGCGGGGGAAGUGAGUGAGUAAGGUAGUGGGUGAAGGGAGGGCCCUAAGCCCCGCCUUCCAAAGUUUCUGUUGCUAUGUUGGACAAGCUUAAAAUAAAGAGCCAGAGCCGUGUCUGCAGCUGCAUCAUUUAUGGAGAGAUAUGAAAGUGCUAUUGAUCCUCCCAAUAAACUCUUUGUCCAGUAAGCAAAAAAUCAUUUCUUUUAAAAUAUCAAACUAUCUAAUUAAUGAAACCAUCGGCAUGGAAGCUGCUCAGAGAUGGAUGAUGAUGCUGCGAGCGAGACAUUUCUGCAAAGUAGGCAAAAAAAACCCAGACGUAAAAGCAGAUGACAAAGCAGUAUUGAUAUAACGGCGUAUUUCAUCAUGAUGUGUUACCUCCUCGCUGGAAGAUGUGUCUGCUGGAUCCCCGCUCUAAUUAGCUAACGUAUUCUUCUCAUAAAAUCCUGACCCCUUUAUAUCAAUAACAGGCCUCCUAAAAGUGUGCCAGAGAGCUGUCGCUGUUGCUGCAAUCCCUCGGCCACCAACACGGGUCAAUAAAAGUCAUGGAUUAUAUAAAUGACUUACACCACUUUCAUUAAUUAGCUCUCCCUCGCCGGCUGGACUCGUGUUAAUCACAGACAUUAGCUGUGUACCGAGGAGCUUUAGGGGGAAAUCUGCAGAUUUGCAAAAAGCAGCAGACAAAGUGGAGAUGCUCUCGGUGAUGAUGUAUGACAGGAUAUAAGAGGUUUCUGCGAACACUGACAUCAUGACUGUCAGCCUAAUCAGCACCAUUAAUCCGCUUCAUUAUAAAAACUCGCUGAAAGGAGAAUGUAAAUAAACAGUGAGGGAUGAGACGCCUCACAUGUACUUUGGCACCUCAGUUCUAAAAUUAUAAAUCUUCUCACUCUCUGUCUAUUUUUCCGUCCUGACACCCACUCCGUCACCCUCCCCUCCUUCUCUUUCUCACACAUUCUCCGUCUUUUCUUCCCAAAGGGGCGAUCUGGACCAUCUGGAGGACGAGACGUGGACGCCGUGCGUCAACAAUGUCAACGGCUUCAUCUCAGCGUUCCUGUUCUCCAUCGAGACGGAGACCACCAUCGGCUACGGCCACAGGGUCAUCACAGACCAGUGUCCGGUGGGCACCAUGCUGCUGCUGCUGCAAGCUAUACUGGGAUCGAUGGUCAACGCCUUCAUGGUGAGAAAGAGGAGAGAUACAGAAACGAGGCAACAAGGAAAAAAGGAAAAAUUAAAAGUUAUAAUCCAACAUGCUCAGUUAUUUCACUUUUCAAAAACAACCUAUUUUUGAUAAAAAAGUGAAUUAGAGGGUUUUAAAUUUGCUCACCCUGUCUGGAUUUUAACUCCCAUAACCACCCACUCUCUAUACAUAAUCCCAUUAUUACGUUAUUAUCAACUGGACUUCAAAAUGUUGCCGCAAAUUAUUAGGGGUGGGAAUCACCAGUGACGCCACGAUACGAUAUUAUCAUGAUACUUAAGCCACGAUACAAUAUUAUCGCGAUACAAUAUUAUCACAAUACGAUAUUAUCAUGAUACUUGAGCCAUGAUACGAUAUUAUCACGAUACGAUAUGAUCACAAGAGCAUAUUAUCAUGAUACUUGGGCCACGAUACGAUAUUAUCACGAUACUUGAGCCACGAUACAAUAUUAUCGCGAUAGGAUAUGAUCACAAUACGAUAUUAUCAUGAUACUUGGGCCACGAUACGAUAUUAUCAUGAUACGAUAUUAUCACAAUACUUGAGCCACGAUACAAUAUUAUCGCGAUAGGAUAUGAUCACAAUACGAUAUUAUCAUGAUACAAUAUUAUCACAAUAAGAUAUCAUCACGUCAUUUCCUGUCAGUACAUGAAUUGCAGGACAGGAUUAUGCGCUACUUUUUCCAAUCAGAGACAGUUCGGCUCCAGUAGCUCCAGUGACCGUGAUUAACACUUUUCAUGAUCAUGCCGCAUGAUCAUUAUCAUUGCUGAAGCAGCAUAGUGGGGGUAGUAUUUGAUCCCACUGUCACACCUUAGAGACGUCACAGCAGUGUAAAUAUUCUUCCUUUAAGUAAGAGUAUCUAAUUUACUUUCUGUCAAGACCAAUCUUUACCUACGCAGACAUGUAACUGGUUUCAAAUUAGCAAAUUCAGAUGAACCUUGAGUCUGCUUUUUCACUAAAACAUGUGCAUCUUCAUAAGCUUUGAAACAGAAAAGGACCGGUUUGAUUAAAUUCAGGCCUCAUGAUUAUUCACUCUAGGGGGAUUUACAUAUGAAAGCUAAACGGACAAAAUGACAUUUUCAUUUUGCGCAGAUGUUUCACUUCCCGGAAAAACAUGUUCAAAGUUCUGAUGAAGCGGAGUUUUUCCAUGAAGUAAGUGCUCUCUGAUGAAGAUGAAUCCACACGCUGACGUCCAGGCAGGGUUCAUAUUUAUUCAUGUUCAGGAGCUGGAGACAUGCCGUACUAACAGACGAUGAUGGUUCUGUGCAUCUCCAAAACAGCUGAGUGCAAGGUUGAUUUAAACGCUGAUGAAAAGGUUGUCCGUAUCCAGGACUCAGUUUUUAUCCCUCCUUUCUCUCCGUCCAGGUCGGCUGUAUGUUCGUGAAAAUCUCUCAGCCCAACAAACGGGCAGAGACGCUGGUGUUCUCCAAACACGCCGUCAUCUCUCUGAGAGACGACAAGCUGUGUUUGAUGUUCAGGGUGGGCGACCUGCGGAGCUCCCACAUCGUCGGGGCCAACAUGAGGGCCAAGCUCAUCAAGUCGAAACAGACUCAAGAGGGUAACGAGUUACACCUUUACGAUGCUUUUUAGCUUUUAAAAACAUUACAUGCUUUUUCUCUUCCUCACCUCUGUUUCCUCGUUUCCUUCAGGUGAGUUCAUCCCGCUGGAUCAGACGGACAUCAGCGUGGGCUUCGAGACAGGCGACGAUCGCCUCUUCCUCGUGUCGCCCCUCGUGAUCUCCCACGAGAUCGACGCCCACUCGCCUUUCUGGGACAUGUCGCAGGCCCAGCUGGAGAAGGAGGACUUUGAGAUCGUGGUCAUCCUGGAGGGGAUGGUGGAGGCGACAGGUCAGAUAUGAUUCAAGUGUAAUAAAGAAAUAAGAAACACUAAAAUCCUCUAAACUAUUUCUCCUGGUUUUAUUCGCUGGCUAGUAUUUUUGGAAAUAGAGGUCAGGAGAUAUUAUGAAACACAGUCUGGAAAUUUUGGAUAAAAACACCAAAACAUUUUGAAAAUGACUGAGCCGGGAUGCAUUUCCAUGUUUGCACAUGAAAUGAAAAUGUGGGCGAUGGAGAAAAGCAUGUGCUGCUAAAAAAAGGCCCUGCAGUGAAUGAAAGCGCCGCAAGUUUCUCACUGGAAAGAGUGAGAGAAAUAAAUGAACAGAUGAUGAUUCUACGAUGAAAAACUUACUAACCAAGACUUUUCAUCUCAUGUUUAACUCUAACGUUCACCUGAAAAAGCCUCUGCAGCUCAUCCUAUUAACAAAACUUUCCCUGAUAUAGUUUUUUAAAGCCUUUCGUGAUGAAAAACACUUAAAAAUGUAUAAAAUAUAACAGCAUUGUGUUUCACGGCAGAUAAUUCUGCGCAAUUUAAUUUGACUCUGUUGUAAAUGUAUAUUUGGCAGCAAAAGCAGGAAUUGAGCAUUAGGGGAUUAAUCCUGCGGAUGCAUAAAACUGUCUGUUAUUACAGUAAUACUAUCACAGCUUUACAGAAGGCAGACCCUGCCCAAAACUGUCCAUUAGAAAAUGAAAUCCCCCCUUCCAGGACGGCUAACUUUAGACGUGCAUUUUUUUAUCAGCCUGCGUUAUCGGUCUUCCUGGAAUCUUUGAGAGCCUCACAGUAUUGUGAUUAUGUGGGAAACAGGCAUGUAUAUUUAGACACAGAGUGAAAGUGAAGAUCUUAUAUAACAGGGACGAAACAGGAGAGAAAUCUGGAUCUUUAGAGGGCAGGUCCGUGCUUUUGUGCUCUUUUCUUGCAUGUUAUAAGAGUCUAAUGUUUUCUGUGUUUGGAUCAGACUGCAGUCUGUUGUGACCGGGUUGUUCGCAGUCGCACCAUACUUGUUCGAGAGCAACAUGAGAUUUGCUGAAAUUGUGUUAUCACCGGCUAUGAAAGCGUGAUAAACACAACACCAAUCAGAAACAUCCUGCUCUUUUUUUGUGGAGUUUUUGGCGCCCUCUCUAAACUUUCCAGGUCAGAUUUGUGGCUCAAAAUGAGAAAUGUGACUUUCCAAGCAUGGCAACAGCAGAAGAGGCUUCCAGAGUGUCGUAACGACACAGCAGCUUAAAAAGAAGUGUAUAAACAGUGUCAUUAUCCCUCCACUCUGAGACCAAACUCAACACUUUAAAGUCAUAAGGACACUCCUCUUCCUUCAAUAUCAUGAUCACAAACACAUCCACCUGUGAGCUGUAACCCCAACCCAAAACAAAGAGGGAAAGACAGGUGAGGAGAUGGAGGACGGUUCAAAAGUUGGAGCGACUGAAGUAGACGAAGUUAAUGUGAGAGGGGGUGAGCAGCUUGUGGAGUAGUUAUCGAGUUGAACUGAUCAAUAUAUUGUGAUAUUGAUUUGCAGCCGUAUCACCCAGCCCUUGAUGAUGCAUUGUUGUUGUUUUUGUUUUUUUGCUUUUAUUCUUUUGUCUUUUGUUUUUCCCUCUUAUUGAUCGUGAGAGCCUCAUUUAUCCCAGUGUUUCAUAUAGGCCUUAAUUACUGCUGAAACAAUCAGUUAAAUGCUAAAAAUAUCGAUGUCAUAAUACAUCAUUUCACAUCCCCAUAGAGGAGACUCUACUGUACAGAUCCAGUACUUUAGAGAUAUAUUUAUGAAGCGUCUCUGAGAGGUAAAGGUGGCCUCUCUGCCCACUCCAAAUAUUGAUUCCCUUAGUCAGAGUUACAGAGAAGUAGCUGCUGGUCAAACAAAGACAGCCUGUCAUUUAACUCUCCUGUAGUUCACAUUUAACAACACAAACCCUGUUCAUCAUGAAUUCAUGUGUGCUGUCGUUGGUGCGCAGGGAUGACCUGCCAGGCCAGGAGCUCCUAUCUAGCUGAGGAGGUGAUGUGGGGUCACCGGUUCAGCCCCAUGAUGUCACUGGCAGAGGGCUUUUUUGACAUCGACUACGGAGCGUUUCACCACACCUUCGAGGUAAUGUCUUAAAAAUAGUAAAGGUAGAUCUGGUUCCUGUUGAUCAAGAGUUAAAACCUCUCAAUGCAAAUCACCGGCGUCAACAAUAUCUGAGAGUGUUUAAGAAGAGUCAUGCUGUUCGUAGUCCUAUUCCUGUCUCCACCUACAUGGAGCUGAAUUCUUCUCUCCUGCUGAAAGGCAUUCUGGGACGCGCAGUCACUAUGACGUCAGUGUUUAUUUUCUUGUUUGUAUAAGAAGGGACACAAGUUCAUUCACCAAUGCUGUAACUGGAUGAAUUCUUACGCAGAGGUGUGUCCAGAGGGGUGAUCAGGGGUGGCCCUGGCCCCUUUGAGGUCUGUGUGGCCACCCUAAAAAUUCCAUGUUUCAAAUCCGUUCACCAAAAAAAAAAUAUUCUGACUGUAUAGACAACCAGUAUGAUGUAUCCAUGGUAACAGGACUCCCUCCUUCCAUCACAUUUCUCCUCCCCCAGGUGGACACGCCCUCCUGCUCAGCCCGAGAGCUCUCAUUGGCCGCAGCCAGGCUGGACGCUCACCUCUACUGGUCCAUCUCCAGCAGGCUGGAUGAAGAACCCACUCUGACCAAUCAGGCGGCAAAACAGCCAGACAGCGGCUCGGCCAACAGCAAAGGAGGGGAGCCGACCUUCAUCGUCGGGGAGAUGACCGACAUCCAGGAGCAAACGGGACUGGGCGAGCUGAACGGCAGCGUCGCCACCGACCAAUCAGAAUCCGAGGCCUAG